CCCAGAUCCUCCACUGUCCCCUCCUCCAAACCCAAUUUCCGCCUUAAAAAGCAAACCGACUCUCUCUCUUUCUCUCUCUCUAUUAUCCAUCUCGUUCCAGCAAAUUCCCAUCCUCUCUCUCCCCCGUCCGAAGAUUCUCUCUGUCUCCGUCUCUGUCUCUGAGAAGCUCGACGAUGUUGAGGAUGGCUCGGUCGCCCUCCCCGUCCCUGGCCCUCCCCAGGACCUCCUCCCGCCUCCUCGCCCUCCGCGCCCACUCCAGCCACUCCUCCUCCUCCCCCUCCCCGGACGCCGCCGGGGACUCCGCCGACCCGCUCCUCCGGAAGCUGGAGGACGUCAUCCACCACCUCAUCGUCCGCCGAUCCGAGCCCGACUGGCUCCCCUUCCGCCCCGGCUCCUCCUACUGGGUCCCGCGCUCCAAGUCCCGCGGCAUCGCCCAGCUCAUCGGCAAGCUCGCCUCCUCCUCCUCUUCCUCCUCCUCCUCCUCCCCCUACGGCGACCCCUUCCUCUCCUCCUCCUCCUCCGCCGCCGCCGCCGCCCCCCACGGCUGGCCCUCCUCCUCCUUCUUCAUCCACGGUGAUUCCCUCCCGCCCCUCUUAGGUUUUGGAUUUGAUUACUUGCUUGCCUUCUUCGAUUCCGUUGCGCAAGGAUCCGCGACGCGCGAUUGCACGCUUCCCUCUGCUUAUCCCGAGGAAGCCCUGCAGACGCCGGAUGGCGAAUCUCAGUCUGAGGAUGAGGAAGGGUGAAGCCACUGCAUCCCCGCUUUUGAAGCUCGCGCCGUGGGUGACGCAGCCUCUCCUUUCUCUGGGAACUUGAGGAAGUCCAAAGGAUGCUGAUGUAUCAACUGACGGACAGGCAAAGUGGUCAGAGGGGAGCUUGUACAGAUGAUCUGGUUAAUAGCUAGUGAAAGGCAGCGUAGUUUCUGCGAGACUGCUCAUCGCCAAGCAAAAUGUGUUGUUCUUCUUUGUACUGCUAUUUAGUCGUGUAAGAUCUUUUUUUUCACAAGGUUUGUACAUAACGUUAAAUAUUUUCUUCCAGUGAGAACCAAUAAGUCUAAUUUAUACGCAAUGUUAAUGUUUAUGUGGAUUUAGCUCA
Eucalyptus grandis is the source of this 1092-nucleotide messenger RNA. RefSeq lists its product as uncharacterized. Lineage: Eukaryota; Viridiplantae; Streptophyta; Magnoliopsida; Myrtales; Myrtaceae. The record is from RefSeq and is a predicted model, not a curated record.